CGGCAGCCAGCAACGUAAGCAACAAGUAGUUGGCCAUGUUCUAAACAGUUGAAGCUGUCGCGUUCAAAACGAGUGGAUCCGUUGUGUGUUCAGCAAGUGUUUUAUCGGUUUUUGACUUAGUCGGUGACCUGUGUCGGAUGUUGACUCAAAUGACAUCGCGGUAGCACACAAGUGAUGAGUGCGGCGAAAAAGUGAAACGUUACACUCAGUUUAGAAAUAAUAUUCGUGUGUUGUUAACCUUCGGCAACAGCAGCGUCGUAACUGUGUGACAAGACAACGAUGACGAGCCGCCGGAAAAAGCGCCAGCAGGAUGGCUUCAUGAAGAAGGUGUCUUCGCUCUUCAACCUAGACACGGCGCACACGCCGCUGUUGCCCGGAGAUAGCAAACACGUGAACGGCGAUGCGGAGUGGGAGUUCGAGGAGAUGGUGCUGGAGCGCGGCGGCGCGGGCCUGGGCUUCAGCAUCGCGGGCGGCACCGACAACCCGCACGUGGGCGACGACAGCGCCAUCUACAUCACCAAGCUCAUCCCGGGCGGCGCCGCCGCCGCCGACGGCCGCCUCCGCGUCGGCGACACCAUCCUCCAGGUCAACGACGUCUCCGUCGUCGACGUGCCGCACGCCGCAGCCGUCGACGCGCUCAAGCGCGCCGGCAACACCGUCCGCCUCUACGUGCGGCGGCGACGGACGGCGGGCAACGUGCGCCUGCUGGAAAUCGAGCUGGUGAAGGGCAGCAAGGGGCUGGGCUUCAGCAUCGCGGGCGGCAUCGGCAACCAGCACAUCCCGGGCGACAACGGCAUCUACGUCACCAAGAUCAUGGACGGCGGCGCCGCCCAGGUCGACGGACGGCUGCUCGUCGGCGAUAAGCUGGUCGCCGUCAAGAACACGCCGCACGGAGAAAAAAAUCUGGAAAAUGUCACCCACGAAGAGGCUGUCGCAACUCUGAAGGCCACACAAGACAGAGUGGUGCUGCUCGUGGCGAAACCAGAAAAUGCGUACCUGCCGCCCCCACCUGAUGUGUCCAAUACACCUCCACCACCUCCAUCAGAAUCACAGAUGCCAUAUUCCGAUUCUCUCAACACUCCAAUGACACUGCAGGCAUCGACGCCACGGGCUGUCAGUGAAGAAGACGUCUCUAGGGAGGUGCGCACGGUGGUGCUGAACAAGGGCGCGAGUGGCCUGGGCUUCAACAUCGUCGGCGGCGAGGACGGCGAGGGAAUCUUCGUGUCGUUCAUCCUGGCCGGCGGCCCGGCCGACCUCAGCGGCGAGCUACGGCGCGGGGACCAGAUCCUCAGCGUCAACGGCGUCAACUUGCGCAAUGCCACGCACGAGGAGGCCGCGCAGGCCCUCAAGGGUGCUGGCCAGACAGUGACUAUUGUGGCACAGUAUCGACCUGAAGAGUACAAUCGAUUCGAAGCUCGGAUCCAUGACCUCAAACAUCAGAUGUCCCAGCAGAUUAUGUCUGGCACACUCAUGAGGACAUCACAGAAACGGUCAUUGUAUGUUCGGGCACUGUUCGAUUACGACCCCAACAAAGAUGAUGGCCUGCCCAGUAGGGGCUUGCCAUUCCAUUAUGGAGAUAUCCUGCACGUCACAAACGCGAGCGACGACGAGUGGUGGCAGGCACGCCGCGUUCUCCCUACAGGCGAGGAGGAGGGAAUGGGUAUCAUUCCAUCCAAGAGACGUUGGGAACGCAAGCAACGAGCCAGAGAUCGUACUGUCAAGUUCCAGGGACAUGUUCCAGGGGGACCAGGCUCUGACAAGCAGUCGACACUAGACAGAAAAAAGAAGAACUUCUCCUUCAGUAGAAAGUUCCCAUUUAUGAAGAGUAAAGAUGACAAGUCAGAGGAUGGUUCAGAUCAAGAACCUUCUCCAACCACUCCCAACAACGAGGGUGAUCCUAAUAACAUGCCAUUCAUGCUGUGCUACACUCAAGAUGACACUCACACAGAAGGAGGAGAAGAAUCUGUGCUGUCGUACGAGCCAGUACAACAGCUUCAGAUACAGUACACGAGGCCUGUUAUUAUACUUGGUCCACUGAAAGACAGAGUGAACGAUGAUCUGAUUUCAGAAUUCCCUGAUAAGUUUGGCAGCUGUGUGCCUCACACGACAAGACCCAAACGAGAAUAUGAAGUGGAUGGAAGGGACUAUCACUUUGUGGCAUCUAGAGAACAAAUGGAACGUGACAUCCAAAACCAUUUAUUCAUAGAAGCUGGACAAUACAAUGAUAAUCUCUAUGGCACAUCAGUUGCCUCCGUGAAAGAAGUUGCUGAAAAGGGAAAGCACUGCAUCCUGGAUGUAAGUGGAAAUGCAAUCAAGAGGUUACAAGUUGCUCAGCUCUUCCCCAUUGCCAUUUUCAUUAAACCAAAGUCCGUGGAAUCCAUCAUGGAGAUGAAUAAGAGGAUGACAGAAGAACAAGCCAAGAAAACAUAUGAGCGUGCAAUGAAAAUGGAACAAGAGUUUGGAGAGUAUUUUACAGCUGUAGUCCAGGGUGACACUCCUGAGGACAUAUACAUGAAGGUGAAGGAAGUGAUUGAGGAGCAGUCCGGACCGAGCAUCUGGGUUCCAUCGAAGGACCAACUGUGACGGUCUGCGUGGACCAUGCCCGCCCGCCGCUAGAUGCGGCUGGCCCGCGUGGCGUAGUGUCUGAAGAGACCGUGGCCUGUCCACAUGCCCAAACACACAAACACAAUGCGACGGAGUGUUCCGUAGUGAUGUCCCACGAUCCGAUGUGUCGCAAGGAGAUUUGCGUGUUAUUAUCAGUUUUGUGUAGAGCUUGUUGUUUGUUCUUGUAUCACUUAACUUGUUAUGUGAUUGUGCAAUUUGUGUGUCAAAGAUCCUUUUCAAUUUUAACACAUGGAAUCUGACUAACCACAAAAUAGAGUAAUAAUCUGAUCUGAAAUGUACACCGAGUCCUCGUUAUUCGGAGUUUUGAGGCUUUGAUUUGUAACUCGCAUUGUAUUGGCAAUAAAAUUUUAUUCGAGGUAGGUGGUGUCGAAGGCAGUGUUCGACUGUAUGCUGGCUUGCUCUGGACAGAAGCUCUGAUAUUAGUGGAACUCGUGUUAUUAGACUGUGGAUGGCUCAUCUGAUAACAGAUUGUGUUUCCGGUUCUGCUAGAUGCUGCGCAGUGGUGGUGAUCUGUGGGAGUGGUCUGGGAGCUGAGCACGAGGCAGUGAUUUGGGAUAAUAUGGCCGAAUUGAAAUAGUUGUUUUUAAGAAUAUGACGAUGCCCAAGUUUCUAAAGUUUCACCCUGUGUGUUGUGAAGCAAGUUAAAUUAUUUUUCAGGCAGAACUUGAACUGUGUAUAGUGUGAAAUCUUCAUCGGACUGUGUACAGUCGUGGGGUUAAAAAGACUCAGUUUUUGUAAAUGACUGACAAUUUGGAAAGUGUCUUUGCUGGCACUCUAGAGAUCUGAUUUUUACUAAACAAUACAGAAAUCUCAGUUACUGCAUAUUAUUUCCCUCUGUGUAAAGUGUGUUGCAUUAAAUGGAGAGAAUAUAGGUAAAAAGGUAGUACUCACCAGAAUGAGGGUUCACAGUUGAGCCAAAAACAUGAAAAAGUGGAUGCUGUAACACUAGCAUUUGGAAUGAGAGGAGUUACAAAGUGGGAGAAAAUAAAAGGUGUAGGGAAAUGAAUGAAAGGAGGUGGCUUUAUCCAGUCUUUCCAUUAAAUAGCAGGUCAUGGAUAAAGCAGUUAAGGAAUGAAGUAGUAUAUGAUGAGAAGAGGCAUUUUGGGACAGGAGAAAUGCUACAGAAUGGAAAGAGAGAGUAAAAAGUCAAGGUAAAAUUAGGAUACAAACAGGAGAUAGAACCAUGAGGAAAGGGUAGACAGCUUGCAGAAACAAUAUGAUGGACAAAGGUGUCUGUGCAAUUGCAGGCCUUGAGGAUUCAGUCAGUAAAAUUGGCACCUUGAUCUGUUUAGAUGCAUUGCAGAGCUCCUGCUGAAAUAACGUAUUUAUUGUACCUGUGCCUAUUUAUGCUAUGGGUUUUACUGUUAGUGACACUGCUUGCAUCUGUUGCGGCAGGUAACAUGAAUGGCUUUUAAGAUGUGCAUGGGUAGUGUGCAAACAUCUCAUCUAUCAAUCAUUGUGGAAGACAUGACAUGAGAAAGUGGUCAUAAAGACAUAGGUUUUAUAACUGCAAAGAAAGAGCAGGAAUUGGAAAUUGAUGAGGCAUAAGAAUGCCACCUGACUGUUCAUUCAUUUACCAUUUACACUCAAGAUAUUCUCUUUCUGCUCUCUUACACACGACUCAGUCCUCC
This is a messenger RNA of Schistocerca serialis cubense, 4256 nucleotides long. RefSeq names its product disks large 1 tumor suppressor protein (gene dlg1). Gene Ontology annotation, biological process: chemical synaptic transmission. Gene Ontology annotation, molecular function: kinase binding. Bases 280 to 2583 code for a protein of 767 amino acids. Lineage: Eukaryota; Metazoa; Arthropoda; Insecta; Orthoptera; Acrididae. Gene Ontology annotation, cellular component: neuron projection; postsynaptic density membrane; neuromuscular junction. The record is from RefSeq and is a predicted model, not a curated record. The transcript has 18 exons.